This is a messenger RNA of Ictalurus punctatus (channel catfish), 4040 nucleotides long. Its product is annotated as zinc finger protein 835. The record is from RefSeq and is a predicted model, not a curated record. The coding region runs from base 1204 to 3459 and encodes 751 amino acids. The transcript has 7 exons. Lineage: Eukaryota; Metazoa; Chordata; Actinopteri; Siluriformes; Ictaluridae.
CUGGAUCGCUCAAUUUAAAAGAGAUCAGUGCAUGGAAUAUUUUGGUUUAGGGAUGCCCUGUAUUUUAAUAUCUGUAAGGGUUAAUGAUGAACAGAUACUGGGUCAUUUAUAACGUGGUGCGAUCAAGCAUCACUUUUCUCACUGCGAGUAAACUUUCCUUCUGUUGGUGAAUGGGGUUGCGCUCUGACAAGAAAAGAAUUAAUGAUUGGUCAGUGUGAUGAAGUGGAGUUACUGUUAUUACUAUAAAAGUGCAUCCCGAAGAGUUUUAUUCAUCUUUAAAUCACAGCAGUUCACAGAGAACAGCACGUUAUAUUUUUAUCCAUUUACGGUUGUAUUCAAUGUUGUGGAAUGUCCACAAGACAAGUUAGUUCCUGUGAACACUUGGCUGUAACCUUUUAAACAGUCGUUUCUUUACCAGACUCUCCUAAUAAAGUUAAUAAGACAGAAAAUGUCGCUUGUCAUGUUACAGAGAAACCGCAAAAGGGUCAACUUCUCUGCCCUGAAGACGUUUGUGUCAAUUUACCGAUUAUUAUUAGUGUUAUUGUGUUAUUUAUUUAUUCUUGCACGUCCCGCAUUUUACAUUAUUUAUAUAUUUGGAGAUGCUGGUGUUGUCAAAAACUGUACUGGGAUUGAAAAUGGAGUGGGAAAUAUAGAAAUAAUACGUUUAAGGAAUCCUUUAAUGAUGAAAGAUUCAUAAGUGAGUAUAAAUAAAUGCAUUAACUCCUUCCUUAAACCGUGAUCAUCAAUUAAUUUAUCAUAUUGGACAAUUUUUUGAGCUAUGAAUUAUUAUGUUUUUUUUUAAAUUAUUUUUAUUUAUGAAUUACUAUUACUAUAUAAUAUAGGAACCGCGCUUCUUUUCACUGAGUCGGAUCAUUUGGCUCGGCUCACUGACUCUUUCGGCUCGCAAACGGUUCAUUCCUUUUUAUUUCUCUCUCUAAACGGGGAAAUGUGCGGUAUAUGUAUAUAUAUAUAUAUAUUUUAAAUAUCCGUAAUCGUGAUUUAUAUCUUCUCAACCAAGCCAUGAAUGAAGUAUCGACAUUAGCUACAUCUAUAGAAAAGUAAAGAAAAACUAAACCCGACUCGGGCAUGUGAGUCGACUCUGAUGUUUCACCUAAAAGAGUCGGUACAAAGACUCGUUCGCUUACCACACAUCUGUAUUCGUAUAACCAAGGCGUAAAAGUUCACCAUAUUCACGCCUUGAAUAUGGAUGAGCUAGAAGUGAUUACCGCCGAAGUGUCAAAGCCAAAACCGGUUCAGUAUUUAUCUAAAAAGCUGUACGAUGCGUUUAGGAGUAAAACUAGAGUCAGUGUAGGAACUGCGUUUGACCGAUGGAGAGCUCUGAAAGAACAGAAAGGCCUGAAAACAGACGCCCAACUCGCCAGGUUUCUCCUCGAUAGUCAUUUUUUUCGUAGCUAUGAAGGCAUUUCACAGACAACAAGAGGGCGUGAGAGGACUCCAUCAACAGCCCAAGAACUUUCUCUUCGUGGGAGCUGUUUCUCAGACGACGACCCGUCCGUUCCGGUGGAGAUCGAGCUCGAACUAACGAGCAGCAUGAUGGAUAAACCAUCGUUGGGAUCACAGGGAUGUGGAAAAGGUCAUGUCUGGCUUUCUUAUUUUCCAGACAUGAGGUCGUCCUCUUUAGACGAGGACGGAUACAGCAGCUUACCCGAGAACAGUUACGCGAUCUUGAGCAAGGAGGUGUUGGUGCUCCUGAUGUUCCGCUGUUUGGAGUGCUCCAGCGAGUGCCGCGUCCGAGGAAUAGGCAAAGGAGGGAGUCUGUCUCUCGGACAGGAGUGUCUGUCCUGCUCCAACUACAGACUGUGGACCUCUAGACAAGCCGAGAAGCCCAAAGAGAUGGUGGCUGCCGCGCCUUUAAUCGCACCGUACGAAGACGUGUCCACUCAGGCGUCUGAUGACUCUUCGGUAUCCGUGACUCUGCACUCGGGAUGCAGUACGGUCGAGUGUAAAAACGCUGCCGUGCAAGACGAGACGGACGCCGAGGCCAUUUCGAGUGUUAUAGUGAAAGAGGAACCGGAAGACUGCGAUGAGGUGAUGAAGGAGGAGCAGCCGAGCCUCCUCAUGGAGACGCACGAGGAUGCUCCGGGAGACGACGGACUCGUCGGGAAUCGCGACGAAGUCGUAACUGUUAAAAACGAGACGGACGAACCGACUCACCUCGAGGCUCUCGCCUUCCAGACCGAGCAGGAAACGCUGCUGAUCGACGAGACCGGACGAGCGAGACGUGCCGAGCUGCCGAGAGACGACGACGACGACGACGACGACGAAGAGGAUUCGGAAGAGAACUCGGAAGCCGACGAGGAUUCGAGCUCGUUCGAUCCGUCGGAGGAUUUAGGCGAGGAAUCGUCCGACGUGGAUAACGCGAGAAAGCUCAUGGUGCUGAAACCGUUUCAGAACACCGUUAAACCCAUUAUUUGGUGUACGGACUGUACGGACGUCGCCAAGAUGAUCUGUACGAUUCGAAGGCACAAAAGGAUCUACGGUUGCGCGGAGUGCGGCGCCGGGGACGAAAACAGCACUUUCAAAGACUUCUCCGUUCAUUUCGGCGACAUAACGAGUUUUCACAAGCACGCCAUGAAGGAACACGGCGCGAAAGAAAUCCCUCCCGAAAACAGAGUCUGCGAGGAUUGCAAUAAAACCAUCAGGAUGCCGACGAACCCUAACAAAAAGCCACGAGAACACGUGUGCGAGUACAAGAUCAAGCCGUUCGCGUGUCACUUGUGUCGCAAGCGCUUUUUUACAGAAACCGGCCAAAAGGUGCACUACCGUCGACUUCACGGAGACUACACGCAUUUCUGUAAGUACUGCAUGACGCCGUUCGACACGAAAGAGUCCAAGCUGAAGCACGAGACGACUCACAGCGAAGAGCCGCUGCCGUACAUCUGCCCCGACUGCCCGGAGAAGUUCCAAGACUUCGUCGCUCGCAACCAACACCUCCGGAGCCACCGAGGCGAAAAGAAACACGUCUGCGACAAGUGCAACCGGAGAUUCGGCGAUCUCGCCAGCUACGACAGACACGUCCGGAUACACUCGGGAGAGAAACCGUACACGUGCAGCGUCUGCGAACGUUCCUUCACGCAGGCCGGACACCUCAAGUCGCACAUGCGUCUGCACACGGGCGAGAGGCCGUUCAUGUGCGAGCGGUGCGGGAAGUGUUUCAAUCACAACGUCAGCCUGAAGAACCACCUGCGGAAGCAUCACUGCACCGACGGCGCCGCGGCCGAAGAUGACCCCUCCAGGACGGCGAAGCGGAGCAGAAAGCGAGCGAGAAAAAGCGCCGAGGACGUCGAGGAGGACCGAGGAUUGGAAUGUCGGACGUCUCGCUCCGAGACCGAGACGUCCGAUUCCGACGAAGAGCGGUCGAAAAGAGGAAAGAAGAAGAAAGCUAGGAGGAAGAGACGAGCGGAAAAAGGCGCAGACAACGACGAGCGUGGCGAGUGAACGUCACGGACUGCAGUGUUUAUUAGUUUCACAACAUUUCCACUGAAAGGUGCACUCUUAUCGCAAUAAAGCUGCUAUCCAUGAGGAUGAAGGCUAAAGCGGCGGUCACGCUAGGGGUUUAAGAAAAGCCUUUGCUCCCGGUACUGGUUAAUUAUCCUACACAUCUCCUCAUUUUGUUUUGCAUCAGAUUUAUGUAGAAGUUUUCAUUGAACUCAGACCUGGGCCAGUAGAAAAUGAGCAAAGGGGUGGGGUCUGAACAUUUAACAACGCGAGCUGUAUUAUUACCAACCCCUUUUGCUAAAUGGGAACUUUCUCGGUCAAUCUAUCACACUUAAGGUUAUCUGUUCAUUGAAACAGUAACCCCCCCCCCCCCUUCAGAAACGCGUCACACCAAAACCCACACCGUUUUGGGUCUAUACACCGAAACCAUGGACAGCUGUGCUACUCGGGUGUCUCUUAGUACCUCACGUUCCUCACUGUCACGUUACUCUUUUGUAAAAAAAAAAAAAGAAAUAAAAGACUCGCAGUGAUGAAGAAUGUUGCUUUGUACAGUUACACAAUAAAACUGCUGUUUAUAACAA